Messenger RNA from Daucus carota subsp. sativus, 825 nucleotides. The record is from the annotation of a RefSeq genome assembly. Lineage: Eukaryota; Viridiplantae; Streptophyta; Magnoliopsida; Apiales; Apiaceae.
AUGGCGAUACAUUUAUACAAAACUUCUACCCCGAGCACACGCAAUCGAACCGUAGACAGUCGAGUGAAAUCCAAUCCACGAAAUAAUUUGAUCUAUGGACAGCAUCGUUGUGGGAAAGGUCGUAAUGCCAGAGGAAUCAUUACCGCAGGGCAUAGAGGGGGAGGUCAUAAGCGUCUAUACCGUAAAAUAGAUUUUCGACGGAAUGAAAAAGACAUAUAUGGUAGAAUCGUAACCAUAGAAUACGACCCUAAUCGAAAUGCAUACAUCUGUCUCAUACACUAUGGGGAUGGUGAGAAGAGAUAUAUUUUACAUCCCAGAGGGGCUAUAAUUGGAGAUACCAUUGUUUCUGGUACAGAAGUUCCUAUAAAAAUGGGAAAUGCCCUACCUUUGACCGAUAUGCCCUUAGGCACGGCCAUACAUAACAUAGAAAUCACACGUGGAAGGGGUGGACAAUUAGCUAGAGCAGCGGGUGCUGUAGCGAAACUGAUUGCAAAAGAGGGGAAAUCGGCCACAUUAAAAUUACCUUCUGGGGAGGUCCGUUUGAUAUCCAAAAACUGCUCAGCAACGGUCGGACAAGUGGGGAAUGUUGGGGUGAACCAGAAAAGUUUGGGUAGAGCCGGAUCUAAGCGUUGGCUAGGUAAGCGUCCUGUAGUAAGAGGAGUCGUUAUGAAUCCUGUAGACCAUCCACACGGGGGUGGUGAAGGUAGGGCCCCAAUUGGGAGAAAAAAACCCACAACCCCUUGGGGUUAUCCUGCACUUGGGAGAAGAAGUAGAAAAAGGAAUAAAUAUAGUGAUAAUUUGAUUCUUCGUCGCCGUAGUAAAUAG